UAUACAUGGCAGCCAGCUGACACUGCGGACGUCAUAAUAGGCCCUAUUUCCGGAACAUUCUCCUCAGCUACCGGCUAUUUUCAAUAUGUGGCGAAACAAGACAUGCAUCAUCUAUGGGACCAACCGAAUUCAGUUGAUGAUGUGGAAGAUGCUCGUCGCAAAUAUCUCCAUAAUAAGAUAUUUACGGCCCUUGUUCCCCGUUUCGUUGACAACAAGUAUGACCAUGGCCCGUUCAAGUUAAUUUGCGACGAUUUCCGGUUUGGGAACAUGCUCGUCAACAACGCAUGGGACCUGAAGAUAGUCGCUGUGCUAGACUGGGAAUGGGCGUAUACAGCACCAUUUCAGAUGCUUUACUCGCCCCCGCGGUGGCUACUUCUGAAGAGACCAUUUGAUUGGGAAGAUGAGGAUGUUUCCAGUAUGGCGGCCCUCAUGCGCGAAUCCAUGGAGGACGGAAGAUUCUGGUUUCAUGAGUUAAUAUACUCCUGCUUCGAAGCUCCCGACAGCCGGGCCUGGCUUGCUCUUCGACAGCUUCUACCUUCUAUUGAUGAGCUCGCGACAGUUGCCGAUCCUGAGGUUGAACUGUUCGUGAACAGCAAGAUGGAGCAGCUAAAGCAGUAUAAUGUGGAAUGGGUGGCAAUGAAAGAGGAGCUCGAUAAAAAGGAGGCGGACUUCCAAGCACUCCAGGCAAGAGUAGAGGAGGAUGCAGUUUAA
This is a messenger RNA of Penicillium longicatenatum, 711 nucleotides long. RefSeq lists its product as uncharacterized. Lineage: Eukaryota; Fungi; Ascomycota; Eurotiomycetes; Eurotiales; Aspergillaceae. The annotation marks the transcript as partial. The record is from RefSeq and is a predicted model, not a curated record. The transcript has 2 exons.